Penicillium subrubescens is the source of this 1875-nucleotide messenger RNA. Its product is annotated as MFS transporter. Lineage: Eukaryota; Fungi; Ascomycota; Eurotiomycetes; Eurotiales; Aspergillaceae. Gene Ontology annotation, molecular function: transmembrane transporter activity. The record is from RefSeq and is a predicted model, not a curated record. Gene Ontology annotation, cellular component: membrane. Gene Ontology annotation, biological process: transmembrane transport. The transcript is spliced from 3 exons. Bases 1 to 1875 code for a protein of 624 amino acids.
AUGCCCGGCUCCAACGGCCAAACAGACCAGCAUAUCGAUAAGCGGGACUUCGAUGCCAACAGACCUCUGUUGCUGGCUUCGGACCAGGAAGGCUCGAAUGAGGAGUGGAAUACAGAUUUAGAUCGUUCUCGACCGAUAUCACAUUAUUCGCGCCGCUCGGGGGAUAGCCGACGCGGUGUAGGAAGCGACGAUGGGCUCUUGAGCGAUGUUGUUGAUGGUAUUGUUGAGCGGGAUCGGCAGAAAAUGCACAAGGAGGUGGUGCGAGUAAUAAGCUUCGCUUGGGGAGUUGUUACCUGUCUCGGAGCGGGAAGUAUUACUGCCUUCUCGCUAUACGGCCAUCUCCUCCUUACUCGACUACGCUAUACGCAGCUCCAGGUCAAUAUUGUCUCGAUCGCCGCCGAGAUCGCUAUGUACUUGCUCGUUCCGCUGUUCGGAUACCUUUGUGAUCGGUACAGUCCGUCGCCGCUGGCUCUGUUCUCGGGAUUUCUAUUUGGUAUCGGGUACCUGCUUGCUGCCUUGACAUAUAAAAGUGGACCUCCCGCGGACGCCGGUGGCUCUGGCUGGCCAUUCUGGGUGAUGAUCGUGGCCUUCAUCGCCAUUGGAAUGGGUACCAGCUGUAUGUAUUUGGCAGCUGUAGCAACAUGCGCCAAGAACUACGGCAGGGGAAAACACAAGGGAAUCAUGCUGGCUAUCCCCAUUGCAGCAUUCGGUCUCAGCGGAAUGUGGCAGAGCCAAAUUGGAACAUAUGUUCUGUACGAGAAGAACGCGGACGGCAGUCGUGGUGAUGUGGAUGUCUUCCGGUACUUCAUGUUCCUGGCGAUCCUAUUGCUGGUCAUUGGGAUCAUUGGCACAGUUGCGCUGCGCAUUGUCGAUGGCGAUGAGGAGAAGUAUAUUGAUGAGACCGUUGAAGAGCUGGAGCGAAGUGGAUUGCUUGAAGAAAGUGAAUUCUUCCGGCCGCGGAAUGAGAUCAGAGCUGCUGUUGAGUACGGGACUUUUGCCGAUGACGAUGACGACCGCUCGAUAACUCUGUCCGAAGAAGAGCGCGAAGAACAAAGACGUGAGAAAGAGCGGGAAGAGGAGGAGCGUCGGAAGAAGAAUUGGCUACUCAACUAUGAAACCCGCGUCUUUCUUCAAGAUCCCACGAUGUGGUGGCUCGCUGCCGGUUUCUUCUUGGUGACGGGGCCCGGGGAAUCAUAUAUCAACAACCUCGGGACUAUCAUUCCAACCUUGACUCCUCCUUCCUACGAGGUAGACGCCUCGCCCCCAGCUGGUCUUCCCUCAACCCACGUCACCACCGUCGCAUUGACUUCAACAAUCGCCCGCCUUCUCACCGGCUCUCUGUCGGACUUCUUCGCCCCUCCAGCAACACAUCUCUUCCCACCUAUCCCAGAGGGAGCACGCCAUCGCCAUCCCACUCCAACCGACAACCGCCUAACAAUUUCCAGAAUGGCCUUCCUCCUCCCCUCAGCCUUCCUCCUCUCACUUGGCUACCUGAUUCUUUCCUCUCCCAUCCCAUUGCAAGAACCCGCCAUCUUCCACCUCACAACAGCCCUAGUCGGCUUCGGCUACGGCAGUGCCUUCUCUCUAACCCCAAUCCUUAUUUCAGUGGUAUGGGGCGUGGAAAACUUUGCCACGAACUGGGGCAUCGUUGCUAUGAUGCCUGCCCUAGGCGCUGCACUUUGGGGUGUAGUCUACUCCCGUGCCUACCAGAAUGCGAUUGAUGGGGGUGCAGGCUUUGGCUCCCCUGAUGGACAGUGCCAUGGCUGGAGAUGUUAUGGACUUUGGGCUGUGGGUUGCACUGCUAGUGUUUGGGUUGCUAUCGUGGUUUGGGCGGCUGCUUGGAGGGGCUGGAAGCGGAAGGGUGUUGUCGUUUAG